GGAGGACACAUCGACAGCGGGGCCUCCGAGUAUUACCUGCCACCAAACAUCAGACCUAAUGGAGCUCCAGCGCUGGAGAGCCCUAGAAUUGAGAUCACUUCCUACAUGGGACUUCAUCAUAACAACAACCAGUUUUUCCAUGAUGAGGUUGAGGAGGCCAUCCCAAAUGCCAAACGGUCGCCUUCCACUGCCACUCUGAACUUACCGAACAUUGAGGCGUACAGAGACCCAUCCUGCCUGAGUCCAGCGAGUAGCUUGUCUUCCAGAAGCUGCAACUCCGAAGCGUCUUCCUAUGAGUCCAACUACUCGUAUCCAUACACUUCACCCCAGACCUCUCCGUGGCAGUCCCCAUGUGUCUCUCCGAAGACCACCGACACGGAGGAGGGCUAUCAGCGCAGCAUGGUGGCCUGCACUUUGCUCAGUUCCCCGAGGCACUCUCCGUCAACAUCUCCCAGGACGAGCAUCACGGAGGAGAACUGGCUGGGGGCUCGCAACUCCAGGCCUCCAUCUCCCUGCAACAAGAGAAAGUACAGCAUCAAUGGCCGGCAGACCUCUUACUCCCCACACCACUCUCCCACGCCUUCUCCGCAAAACUCGCCACGGGUGAGUGUCACGGAUGAGACGUGGCUGGGGAACACCAACCAGUACACCAGCUCCGCCAUCGUCGCUGCCAUCAAUGCCCUCACCACCGACAGCACCAUAGAUAUGAACGACGGGAUUCCCAUCAAGUCGAGGAAGACCGCCAUCGACCACACCCCGUCCAUGACUCUCAAAACUGAACCGGCUGGCGAGGAUCAUGGGACCAUAUCGCCAACUGCCGAUUUGUCACCAGAAGACUUCUCCAGCUUUCAGCACAUCAGGAAAGGAAACUUCUGUGAGCAGUACCUGUCCGUGCCACAGCAUCCCUACCAGUGGGCCAAACCAAAGUCUCUGUCUCCGACAUCCUACAUGAGCCCAUCCCUGCCUGCCCUUGAUUGGCAGCUGCCAUCUCACUCAGGACCUUAUGAACUGCGUAUUGAAGUGCAGCCGAAAUCCCACCACCGAGCUCAUUACGAGACGGAAGGCAGUCGAGGGGCUGUGAAGGCAUCUGCGGGAGGCCACCCUAUUGUGCAGCUACACGGUUACUUAGAAAGCGAGCCGCUCACGCUACAGCUGUUCAUUGGGACUGCAGACGACCGCCUGCUGCGACCCCAUGCUUUCUACCAGGUUCAUCGAAUCACUGGGAAGACCGUUUCCACCACCAGCCACGAAACAAUACUUUCCAACACCAAAGUCCUGGAAAUUCCACUUCUUCCAGAGAACAACAUGAGAGCAAUCAUCGACUGUGCUGGGAUAUUAAAGCUCCGAAACUCUGACAUUGAGCUGCGCAAGGGAGAGACGGACAUCGGUCGGAAGAACACGCGUGUGCGACUGGUCUUCAGGGUUCACAUCCCGCAGGCCAAUGGCAGGACCCUCUCCUUGCAAGUAGCCUCCAACCCCAUUGAGUGCUCUCAGAGAUCUGCCCAAGAACUGCCUCUGGUGGAGAAGCAGAGUACUGACAGCUUUCCUGUUAUUGGAGGGAAAAAAAUGAUACUGACUGGCCAUAACUUUCUGCAAGACUCCAAAGUCAUCUUUGUGGAGAAAGCACCAGAUGGUCACCAUGUGUGGGAAAUGGAAGCCAAAACCGACAAAGAAAUGUGCAAGCCAAAUUCGUUGGUGGUUGAGAUACCACCUUUCCGCAAUCAGAGAAUUACCAGCCCUGUUCAGGUCAACUUCUAUGUCUGCAAUGGAAAAAGAAAGAGAAGCCAGUACCAGCUUUUCACCUAUCUUCCUGCUAAUGUUCCAAUUAUAAAAACAGAACCCACAGAUGACUAUGAGCCUGCUCAAACCUGUGGACCAAUGAACCAAGGCUUAAGCCCUCUCUCUAAACCAUACUACAGCCAGCAGAUCAUGAUGCCCCCUGAUCCUGGUUCGUGCCUCGUGGCUGGCUUUGCCUCCUGUCAGCAGAGAAAUGCCGUGAUGUCACCCUCUCCCAACGCAAGCCCCAAGCUGCACGACCUUUCGUCCUCUCCUUACAAGUGCAUCCCCAACCCGGGCCACAGUCACCUUGGACUUCAGCAGCCUGCUGGAGGUGUCCCCACCAUACAGGAAGUGCCAAGGUCUAUAGUUGUGCACCCAAGCUCCCCCGAGCAAUCAUCUCACAUCAUGCUGCAGCCGCAGUAAAUGAAAUUAUAAGGAAUGACCUUUCCAGUACCAAUGUCCAUUCAUAGCUUUCAAUACGGGCCUACUAUGAAAUCCACACACACUUUGGACUUAGCUGGAGUGUCAGCUCGAGUAGAGAGAUACCGAAUAAACUGAAGACGUUGCCUGGUACCAGUCUGAUCUUCCACCUUACUGAACUGAAGAUUUACCUCUUGCUUAUGAAGAAGUAGCUCCUCAACUUCAACUGAUGAAACAGCUUCUUUAAAGAAAAUCAUCUCAAAGGAAAGAGGAGGGAGUACACUCCAAGACGGCGCAUUUCAUGGGACAAAACUAGGAAACUCGGCAAAAUCUGAGUACUUCUUCCCAGUGCUGAUCAUUUUUGGCAUGGCACCGCUGGAAUACAGCCCUGGAAGUGCCUUAUUUUACCAGGUUGUGGCAUCAGGGCAUUUUUAAUAAGCUUUGAAUUUGCUACCAUUAAAAGUGUUGGUAGGUGCAGAAACUGUAGAGCUUGCAUUCUGGAGAGUGAUAUUGGAAAAAAGCAUAGGACUCUGCAGCGAAGUAGGGAGAGCAAUCCCUACUCCAGUAAGAUGCGUUUGUAAAUUCCAGAAUGUCUUCAGCUUUUCCUCCGCUGUAAUGUACAGCCUAUUGCCUUAUUCUCAGUGCAUUUCAAAAGCCUCCUGAUUUGUCAUCAUCUCAGCUUUCUUUUGCAUAUUGUCUUUAUUACGUGCUAAUGAAUCAUAGGGUUGUUAGUAGUAGCAUGUUAAGAUUUUGAUUUUAAUCUGGCUUCAGUCAUAGCACAAGUGAGUUGAAUAGCACAAAAUAAAAAGGUUGAUGGACAAAAAAUCGAAAUCUAUCUUUUACACGAUAGAUGAAUGUGUAUGCAUGUACAUACAUACUAGUAUAUAUGCAUAUAUUUAUAUAUGACAAAUAAUAUAGAUGAUUGCCUAGUGAGGGCACUGAAUUUAGCAAUAAUUUCAAUUUCUGAGAAUGCAUUUCAGAUCCACAACAGAUAUUUCAGCUACUUCUUUUGAGGGUUUGUUGCACCUAAAGCAGGUAUGCAUUUUCUUUCCUCAUGCAGUUAAGCAAGCACUUUAGAUAGGCAAGAAGGAUGCAUACAAGAUACAUGUUAUUUACCAAAUGACAAAAUAUGAGUUAUAGUAACUGUAAAUACCAUUAUGGAAGAGUGUAAAAUAUUUGUUCAGUUAUAAUGUUAUUAUUCCGCAGAAGCCUUAUAACUCUCUGCUACAUGUAUGAAAAAGAAUAUUACCAAAAAACCACAAAGGUUUAAUAUGCAGCGCUGUAUAGUGUGUUUUCAGAAUAGCUAAUGUUUCUGGAGCUACAGGUAGGCAUGUAGUGUAGCCUUUAACAUUGUAUUUUUUACAAUCAACCGCUUAUUAUAUAACUAGCAACAACCUAUUAUUUCAUAUAACCAAAAAAUAAAAACAAAACUAGAAUAAAAUAGCAUGACUUAAAUUAAAAAUGUUUAACAUUAAUAUUGUGCCUUAGGAAUCUGUGCCCCCUUCUGGAAAUACACCUGAACUACACCUCCGUGUUGGGGUGGCUCCUUAACCCUAAUGCAAUGAUGAUUGAACAGGUUUCACAAAAAGGUGAAAUCCUCCUAAGCGUUUUAAAACAUUAUUCUGUAUAAUUAUGUCUUACUUUCUUUAGAAAAAAAUGAAAGCCAUAUUUGUCACAUUUGCACAUUACUGUGAAGACAUGAGAAUAUAAUAUGGCUAUAUGUACAUAAUAUGCUGUUAUUGGUCCUUAUAAUAGUCUGUUAUUCCUCACCUGUUUAAUCCCAGUUAUUUACCCUGUAUUUAGCAUUGUAGACGUUGCAUGAAACAUUUCUUAUAGACUGCCAUAUGAAAAGUUUAAAAGCUUGACAGAUGUCAGCUUGACUUGUAGCUAGAAAAUAGAUCCAAUAAAGCAAAAUGUUUUGCUGGAAGCUAGUCUUAGAGUGGUUCAUUUUAUGUUAUCUUGACAAAUCUUCCUUUCUCAUAGAAAAUAAGCAUUUUUACAUUAUAUACGUAUAUAUAAAUAUAUAUCUCCAUCUCUUCUAUUUGAAACUGUUUGCAUCCUGCUGCAUCUUGCUAAUAUAACCAUCUUAGUAUGGAAGUAAAGUCUCUUGUCAACAGACUCUUCUUCAUUCACCCCCCUCUCCCCCCUGCAUUUAAAGACAUUGCUGCCAAGGAGAUAAAAUUAUAUAUAAUUCUCAGAUUUUAUUCUCUCAGUAUUUCAGAAAUGUCAACAAGUGUGAAUGGAGGACUCUCUGGUUAUGCCAAAGCAUUUUUUUAUUCAUAUACAUAAAUACCUUGGGUGAGGCUUUUACGAUACAGGACAAUACACACACAUACACACACACAGAUACAUCCUCCACAUGUUCACAUUUCAGAAAUAAUUUUGAUAAGGGUUUCAACUGUAUGGUUCGGAUAUCUUGCACCUCCUUCAUCCUUACUUUUAUUUUCCUCUUUGAGCUAUUUUGGAAAAAACAAACAAACAAACAAACAACCUGUUACUUUUAAGCCUGGAUAAUGGAAGAUUAUGCAUCUCUUGUAUAUGUAUUCAUAAAAUAAAAAUGAAAGCAGAAAUA
Athene cunicularia (burrowing owl) is the source of this 4771-nucleotide messenger RNA. It is a transcript of the gene NFATC1, whose product is annotated as nuclear factor of activated T cells 1. Lineage: Eukaryota; Metazoa; Chordata; Aves; Strigiformes; Strigidae. Gene Ontology annotation, biological process: calcineurin-NFAT signaling cascade; regulation of transcription by RNA polymerase II; cytokine production. Gene Ontology annotation, cellular component: transcription regulator complex. Gene Ontology annotation, molecular function: RNA polymerase II cis-regulatory region sequence-specific DNA binding; transcription factor binding; DNA-binding transcription factor activity, RNA polymerase II-specific. The transcript is spliced from 9 exons. The record is from RefSeq and is a predicted model, not a curated record. The coding region runs from base 106 to 2202 and encodes 698 amino acids.